Actinia tenebrosa (Australian red waratah sea anemone) is the source of this 927-nucleotide messenger RNA. Its product is annotated as adenosine receptor A2b-like. The record is from RefSeq and is a predicted model, not a curated record. NCBI's taxonomy places the organism in Eukaryota, Metazoa, Cnidaria, Anthozoa, Actiniaria, Actiniidae.
AUGAACCAAACUGAAUAUCCUGAUAACAUUUCCUACGUUGUAAGUUGUGGAUCGUUGCCGUGUCGAGCUACACUUAUCGCCAAAUAUAUUGGAAUAACGAACACUGUUAUGAUCGUACCGACAGCUGCUGCUAAUGCUCUGGUUAUCGUGGCAAUUCUGACGACGUCUUCUUUACGAACACCGUCGUAUCUUUUACUUUCAAGUCUCGCUUUCAGUGAUCUUGCAGUGGGACUUGUAAUCCAACCUAUUCUUGCAGUGCUAGCAUUUUGGGUUGCAUAUAGCCACACACUACCAUCUCGUUUGCAAAAGGCAAGGCUGGUUAUAACAGAAUUGUUAUUUUUUUCGGUAGCUUUUAUCACAACAGCCAUCAGCGUGGACAGGUACUUGGCCAUACGACUCAAGAUGCAGUACAGAUCUGUUGUCACGAUCCCAAGGACGAGACGUUUGCUGCUUCUGAUAUGGGUUGCCUCCAGUGUCACAGUAUUCGCUAUAAACAUGUCAAAUUUUUUCGUCUGCGUCGUCUUUUUUAUCAUUUGUGUAACAAUAUGCCUACUCAUAAUACUUGUCUCCUACACAAUGUCGUUCAGAGCCCUGAAGAUUCAUUGUGCUCGGACCCAACCACAGGGUAACCUACAACCAAACAGUACAACACAGUCCAAUGUCAUCGAUGUUCUCAAGUACAGAGAAGUGUUGAAGACAAUGAUAAUACUAGUUUUACUGAUAGUGGUAUUUUCCCUACUUUUCUAUGCAAUAGUUUUUAUAUUCCUAGAAAAGAACGAUGGAUAUGUACUUAUUAUCUGGAUUCUAACCAACGUCUCUUACUUAAACUCCAUCAUGAAUCCAGUAAUUUGCAUGGUAAGAAUGAGAGACCUCAGACGAGCUUGUAGAAAUGUAUUGAGGAGAUUAUUGCCCGCAUGCUGGAAGUAA